GAAUGUUUGUGCAUAAACAAGGAAAAAACACAGGAAGGAUUGUAAUCACUUGCUUGUUAACUGAUUAAAUUGUCCCAAAUGGAUGAAUUUUGUGGCCAAAAUAAGCAGUACAUUCCUAUUUUUACAUAUUUGAUUGCAGGUUGUUUGCUAAUGAAAGAUUCUUUAUCUCAGCUUUAAUGCCCUAUUUUCUUAAUGCUCUUUUCUCUAUAGAUAUGUGUCUCUAAGCUCAAUGGUGCUCGUCCCAUAGCCUGGAGAUGUUAGCCGUCCAACACUGGAACAGUUCAGCCCUGGAUGUGGAUGAAAGGUUCAGCAAUCAGACCCAGCAGGUGCCUGGAAUGGCACUGGUGCCCUAUAGGGAAAACCAGAACACCACAACCAACCCCACGGCAGCGGGCCUGUCCAUGACCCUGGGGAUCAUUUCCAACAUCAUAGCACUGAUCAUCCUGGCUAAAGCCUAUGCUCGCCUCCGGAAGCGCUCGAAAGCCACGUUCCUGCUGUUCGCCAGUUCUCUGGUGGCUACGGACCUCGCUGGUCAUGGUAUUGCAGGUGCUCUGGUUCUGCGGCUCUACAUUUCUGGCACCACCGGAGGACUUAAUAGCCAAUCCGACGCCACCUGCCAAUUCCUGGGUGGGAGCAUGGUGUUCUUCGGCCUGUGCCCGCUGUUUCUCGGAUGCAUCAUGGCGGCAGAGCGGUGCAUGGGCGUGACGCGGCCCCUCCUGCACGCCCGUAUGAUUUGCACGGUCCACACCAAGAUAGUGCUGGUGAUGAUAUGGCUGUUGGCUUUAUCUGUAGCACUGCUGCCCUUCUUUCACCUGGGCACAUACACCUACCAGUCCCCAGGGACCUGGUGCUUCAUUAAUGUGUUGGACAAUACCAGCAUCACAGACGUGAUAUUUGUGCUGCUGUUUUCCGGACUGGGACUGGCCGCACUGGCCGUGGCAUUGGUCUGCAACACCAUCAGCGGGGUGACGCUGGUGAUCGCCCGUCUGCGCAAGAACAAGUGCCCCCGAAGAUCCGCUAAAUCACAUGACAUUGAGAUGGUGGCACAGCUGCUGGGCAUUAUGAUCGCUUCUUGCAUCUGCUGGAGCCCUCUGCUGAUCUUCGGUCUGAUUUCUGUCAUCCGCUCGUACAGCGGCCCUAUGGGGGAUGAUUUGGAAACCUACAGGACUUUAAUGGUCACGGGAGUUCGUCUGGCCUCCUGGAACCAGAUUCUGGACCCCUGGGUCUAUAUCCUUCUACGCCGGGCCGUCCUCAAAAAGAUUUACCGCAUAACCACCGGCCGCAGUGACCUUAAAGGGAGUACAUUCCGGCGGUGGGAGAUCAGCUCCUUCCAGAACUCCAUGAAGAGUGUAAUUAAUCGGAGCUAAUGGAGGGAUUCCAGAAUAUGAGUUCUACCAUGUGGAAGAGACUGGGAAAAAAUAGGAUGUUAUUAACCAUCCUAUUUGGCAGCAUUACUGAAGGCAGAUGUUAGUUCCUAUUGCUUGAAUGGUGGAUGAAGCAGCAUCAUACUGGAAGUUGUAAUGCAAGUGAUGCCCUGGAACUGCAGUGACUUCACUAAGCGUUAGAACUGAGCACAGUGGGCUCUGGAAGUUAAAAUCCCAUUCAUUUUCUCCAUUGUAUACAAUGUAUACAUGUUUCAAGACAUACCUUCCAUUUUUGACAUUUAAUUGCCAAAUUUGUGGUUUUCGUUUAUAAAUUCCUGUUUCCAUGCAAUAAAUAUGUAUAAAAAUAUGUAUUUGAAUAACUUUAUAUAUAGCAUGAAUGAGUAACUCAUUGCGUUAUUAAAUAAUUUAAGUACACAGUCUUAUACCUUUGUUUCAAAAUUUCAAAUACUGUUUUGCCUCAGUUUGUAUUGUUGAUUGAAAUUGAAAAACUCUAUUGAAGAAUUUUCUAGAAUGCCUAUGGAGAAAAUGAAUGGGAAGAUAGUUCUGGAACCAAGGCUGCUGAAAAUGUUGGCAGUCACUGUUUCACUCUGUAGAGUGAGUCUGAUAAAUGACAAUGUGAAAUGGACUGCAAACAUGCCCUCCGCGUGCCACCUCAAUUAUUGUUUUUUAUUAGUUCCCAUGUAAACUACAAGCAAAGGAAAUAUAAAAAGGACUCAGAGGAGUCACAGGAGCAAAGAAAAUAAAUGUUGUUUGGGUCUGGGAUUUAAUAAGCUAGUUCUCUUUUGGUGAUUCAUCAUAGGAUUCAUUGUAAAAUUAUGCUUAUAGUGAAUUCAUCACAAUGUCUUCGAACAUGAAGCUUUGUUUGGCUUCAGAGCCAUUGCAGAGGAUUCUCUAUAACCCAUAUACAGUAUUGCAUACCGUAUAUAAAAGUCAAAUAAUGAAGAAAUAGUGUAAAUAUAUCACUUCAACCUAAAGGCAGGACUUUUACAUGUGCAUGACAGUUUCAGUGUUCUCGUAUCUGUAUAUUUGUGUCUUGCCCUGUUAUUUGUGAUCUUGAAAAGCUAUGGAAUAUUAUUUUGACCAAUAAAGGUUCACUUCUGGAAGAAUCUA
Cyprinus carpio (common carp) is the source of this 2495-nucleotide messenger RNA. It is a transcript of the gene ptger1b, whose product is annotated as prostaglandin E2 receptor EP1 subtype-like. Gene Ontology annotation, cellular component: plasma membrane. The transcript is spliced from 2 exons. The record is from RefSeq and is a predicted model, not a curated record. NCBI's taxonomy places the organism in Eukaryota, Metazoa, Chordata, Actinopteri, Cypriniformes, Cyprinidae. The coding region runs from base 255 to 1367 and encodes 370 amino acids. Gene Ontology annotation, molecular function: prostaglandin E receptor activity; thromboxane receptor activity. Gene Ontology annotation, biological process: positive regulation of cytosolic calcium ion concentration; inflammatory response; adenylate cyclase-activating G protein-coupled receptor signaling pathway.